UUGAGCUUCUUCAAAUUUUUCUUGUAGCAAUGGAAUCGGUUAAUAGUUUGGUAAUGCCAGAUUAUUUGAGCGAUGCAAACUCUGUUGCUGAGAUCAACUCCCCAAUGCUGAAUAUUGACACUUCUAGCACACCCAAAAAGAGGAAAACCUUCUCUCGAGAUGGUUUUUUGUUUAUCCCUGAAUGUACCGAGGAAAUGAAGCCAAAAAUAGGAAUGUUGUUUGAAGAGAUUUCGUCCGCGGAGAAGUUUUACAAGCAAUAUGCUCACCAUGUUGGAUUUUCUGUCCGCCGUGCGCAACAAUUGAUAGUGAAGGAAGUACUUCAGUGGAAGCGCUUCAAAUGCGCAAGGGAAGGUUACCGGUCAAGCAAAGAUGUACGUCAAACGAGAUUCUGAUGGAAAAUAUAAGAUAGUCUCAUUUAUUGAGCAGCACAACCAUGAACUAGUGUCACCUAGCAAGCAACACUUGAUCAGAUCAAACCGACAAGUCAAUGAAAAGGCAAAGAGAGUAUUAUAUGAUUGCCACAAAGCUAGCAUAGGCCCUUGCAAAG
Messenger RNA from Lolium rigidum, 547 nucleotides. RefSeq lists its product as uncharacterized. The record is from RefSeq and is a predicted model, not a curated record. Bases 30 to 392 code for a protein of 120 amino acids. Lineage: Eukaryota; Viridiplantae; Streptophyta; Magnoliopsida; Poales; Poaceae. The transcript has 3 exons.